GGUCGUCUACUAGCCUUUGUUAUGAAAAUGGAGUCCAGUUCAGCUAAUCUUCUUUGUCCAGCUCAAUCCCAUGAAUCGUCAGCUGAUGAGGCCGCCGGGCCAGGCUCCUUUCCAGAUGAGAGGCGUAUUGCAGGCUCAGCAAGCGCAGAACCAGCAAUUGCAGCAAAUGCAGCAGCACCAACAGCUUCAACAGCAGCAGCUCCACCAGCAACAGCACCAGCAGGCCCAGCUACUUCACCAAAAGCAACAGCAGGCCCAGCAGGCGCUUCAACAACAAGUGCAGCAGCAGCAAUUAGCGGCUCAAAAUCCGCAUCAAGGCAUGGUACCAAACACCAUGCAAUCGCCACACGCGGUCCAUAUGCAGUCUCCUCAUCCCCAGCAGCAAUUGCAAGGUGGAGCUGUGGGUAUGCAUGCCUCUCCUCAGUUCGCAUCUGCGCAGGUUGUCGGCCAGAGCACACCAAAUGACCCUACUCAAAUGGCAAAUCACGCUCAAAAGCCUCAGCAAGCGCAGCAGCCUCGUGGACCGUAAGUUAAAUGAGGGUCUGUUGGGUUAUUCAAUCUAGGAAUGAAGGAUGUCUGUUUAUGCGGGAGCGUUUGCUGACCCAUGUCAUUGAAAUAUAGGAUUUUGAUGGGUCCAGCGCAGCAAAAAAUGUUAAUGAAGCAGCAUCAGCAGCAGCAAUUUCAACAGCAACAUCUUCAGCAGCAGCAACUUCAACAACAUCAACAGCAACUCUUGCAGCAACAGCAACAGCAGCAGCAACAGCAACAGCAACAACAACAACAACAGCAACAA
Messenger RNA from Gamsiella multidivaricata, 793 nucleotides. RefSeq lists its product as uncharacterized. The coding region runs from base 71 to 529 and encodes 152 amino acids. Lineage: Eukaryota; Fungi; Mortierellomycota; Mortierellomycetes; Mortierellales; Mortierellaceae. The record is from RefSeq and is a predicted model, not a curated record. The transcript has 2 exons.